This is a messenger RNA of Eutrema salsugineum, 948 nucleotides long. Its product is annotated as ethylene-responsive transcription factor 1B. Gene Ontology annotation, biological process: ethylene-activated signaling pathway; regulation of DNA-templated transcription. NCBI's taxonomy places the organism in Eukaryota, Viridiplantae, Streptophyta, Magnoliopsida, Brassicales, Brassicaceae. Gene Ontology annotation, molecular function: DNA-binding transcription factor activity; DNA binding. The transcript has a single exon. Bases 52 to 711 code for a protein of 219 amino acids. The record is from RefSeq and is a predicted model, not a curated record.
UGUCAAAAAACAGAGUAAUCAGAAAACAGAGUAUACUCUCCAGUUUUGUACAUGGAUCCCAAUUUUUGUCAGUCAACUUUCUCCGGCUUAUCGCCGGAAUAUUCUCUCGAAUAUUCCCCGGAAUCUUUCUCCUCCUCAUCUUCCAACAACUACUCUCUCCCCUUCAACGAGAACGACUCAGAAGAAAUGCUUCUCUACGGCCUAAUCGAGCAAUCCUCGCAGCAAAACCUCAUCGAAUCGGAUCUUCCGAUCAAAUCCGAGGAAGAGACAGGGAGCUCGAGAAAGUCAGAGAAGUCAUACAGAGGCGUGAGACGACGGCCAUGGGGGAAAUUCGCGGCGGAGAUAAGAGAUUCGACCCGAAACGGUAUUCGGGUCUGGCUCGGAACGUUCGAAAGUGCAGAAGAAGCAGCUCUUGCCUACGAUCAAGCUGCUUUCUCGAUGAGAGGCACGUCGGCGAUUCUUAACUUUCCGGCGGAGAGGGUUAAAGAGUCGCUCUUGGAGAUUAAGUAUAGCUACGAGGAAGGGUGUUCUCCGGUUGUGGCGUUGAAGAGGAAACACUCGAUGAGACGGAGAAUGGCCAAUAGGAAGGCGAAAGAAACUGACUUUGAUCACAGCUCCGUGGAAUUAGAUAAUGUGGUUGUGUUUGAGGAUUUGGGAGAACAGUACCUUGAGGAGCUUUUGCGUUCUUCUGAAAAUAGUGGGGCCUGGUGAAGAAAGGAAUUUGAGUAGGAUUUGUGUUUAUAGGUCCUUAAGUUGUUUAGAUGUUUCUAAAUUUUAGCCUCCAAUAUGUUUUUUUAUUUUUGCAGUUUGGCGCCAAUAUUUUUAUUUGUGACAUUCGAGUAUUUGAUUUGUUGAGAAAAACGAAGAAACCAGUUUGUAUUUAUUUUUGUGAUACUUGACUUUCUCAAUCUUCACGUUAGUGUAUAAGAGUCUUUGUUCUGUACUCAA